AUGGCAGGUGGUGAUGGUGCAGGUGGAGGUGGUGGUGAUGGUGCAGUGGGGAUGCUGGUGCUAGUGGUGGAGGUGCUGGUGAUGGUGGAGGGGAUGGUAGUAGAGGAUGGUAUCCACAGCACAGGGAACAGCAUAUGCAAAGGGUCUGUGUGGUCAGAAAAGGUAACAUACUUGAAUUUAUCCAGUGUCAAACUAUACAAUCUAACUCUCAAUGUUUCCCAGACACUAGGCAUAUUAGAUGUUAGCAAUAUGUCUUUUAUUUUGUCACAUCUUAAAGAACUUUACAUUUUCAGGUACAUGUCGAAGAUGCUCCCAGGUACUUCCUUCUUCUUGGAAAGUAAGCAAGAAAAUAAAACUUUCUCUAAGGAGCAACUUGAUUCUUUUCAAAAACUGAAGACUUUGGAAGCUGGUGGCAACAGUUUCGUUUGCUCCUGUGACUUCCUGUCUUUCACACAGGGGCAGCAGGCCCUGGCCCAGGUCCUGAUCGACUGGCCAGAAGAAUACCUGUGUGACUCUCCAUCCUCCGUGCGGGGCCAGCGGGUUCAGGACACCCGGCUCUCGCCUUCUGAAUGCCACAGGGCAGCCGUGGUGUCUGCCGUGUGCUGUGCCCUUUUCCUGUCGUUCCUGCUCGUGGGAGUUCUGUGCCACCAUUUCCACGGACUGUGGUACAUGAAGAUGAUGUGGGCCUGGCUCCAGGCCAAGAGGAAGCCCAGGAAGGCUCCCCGCAGGGACAUCUGCUAUGACGCCUUUGUGUCCUACAGUGAACGGGAUUCCUACUGGGUGGAGAACCUCAUGGUCCAGGAGCUGGAGCACUUCAGACCUCCCUUUAAGUUGUGUCUUCACAAGCGGGACUUCAUUCCUGGCAAGUGGAUUAUAGACAAUAUCAUUGACUCCAUUGAAAAGAGCCACAAAACCAUCUUUGUGCUUUCUGAGAACUUUGUGAAGAGUGAGUAGUGCAAGUACGAGCUGGACUUCUCCCAUUUUCGUCUCUUUGAUGAGAACGACGAUGCUGCCAUUCUCAUUCUGCUGGAGCCCAUUGAGAAAAAGGCCAUCCCCAGCAGGAAGGGUUUCAGUUGAAGAACAAUUCUAGUUUUU
Lagenorhynchus albirostris (white-beaked dolphin) is the source of this 1095-nucleotide messenger RNA. RefSeq names its product toll-like receptor 2. The record is from RefSeq and is a predicted model, not a curated record. NCBI's taxonomy places the organism in Eukaryota, Metazoa, Chordata, Mammalia, Artiodactyla, Delphinidae. Gene Ontology annotation, molecular function: triacyl lipopeptide binding; transmembrane signaling receptor activity. Gene Ontology annotation, biological process: immune response; inflammatory response; toll-like receptor signaling pathway. Gene Ontology annotation, cellular component: membrane.